AUGCAAAGUAGCAAUACGACCUUCAACGCAAGUAAGAGCCGCAAUGAAAGGGUAGUGUAAUAAAAGUAAGUAUCUAUAACUUGCUUUGUGAGAACAACUUGAAUAUUGGCUCUCCAAAACUCGCAAUUGAUUACAUAUACAAUGACUUCACGCUCUCCCCAGAACCGACCAAGAUUUGCACGAAUAAAUGGACGUUCGGAGGAACCAAUUCAUAAUCCUCCUGAUAAUCUGAGUUUGCAUAAUCGAAAUGUCGGAAAAGUCAAAGUCGAUUGUAAAUUUCAGCUCUCAAGAUCGAAAUGGGGUGUAUUGGGAGAUGCUGAGAACCCGGCUGGAAUUAUUUACAUGAGUCUCGGUUUUCAUCAAACCGGCGAUUGCAGAUUGUCUCAUGCAACUGUCACUAUUACUUUCAAGGAAUACAAGGGGGGAAACAAAAACAAUGAAUCUUUUUCAAGUUAUUUGCACAUCACCGAUCACUUUGGUCCAAGGGAACUGCUUGGCCAAGAGAGAAAAGUUGCCGUGAAAAAGACCCUUAAUUUCACACCUAACUUCUCAGCUCUUGGUAAUGGAGGCGGCGGAGUUGGUUUCGAUAGUGCCAAAGAAAUUGAGUACGUUAGAAGAUGGAAAUUCAUUGGCCAACUGAUACCUGCAGACCACCCGAAUCAGAAGAGCCACAAGACAGGCGUAUAUAGAACACUGAAGUGGGAUUUGACAGAGAGCGAUUUUGAGAUACAAGCCACGCAUGGUGACAUUUUUCAUACUGCAUUUGCAUUUGAGCACACGGGCGAUAAGUUCUACAUGGAGGUCGAGAUUGAAGGAAAGCUGAAAAGUCCUAAAGACAGGAUUAGAAGACACCUAAAUUUUUCCUCAAGGGCAAAAGGAAGCAAAGGACCAACAUUAUUGGUUGGUCCUCCUCGGAAGAGUGGCUCUAGCCCCAAGCUCGAUGCGCUGGCAGAUGAUCUCCCCAGGGCAAUGGAGAUCGAAAAUUUGUUGGCUGUGCCGACAGAAAUGCCACAUGCUAUGCCCGCAUUCGCUCAACGUGGUGGGAUUGCGGAAAACAACCCAGUACCAAGCAUGAGCGGAGCAAUUUCUGGGCAUAUUGCAGGACCACAAGCUCACAAUGGCUCCCCCACAUCAAUUCGAGGUAUUCCAAUGCCUUCCUUGGGAGAUCCGACAUAUCCAUCUAUUGAGAACCUCACAAAUGCUCUCUCAGUAUUCGUGGAUGGAAGACAGCCUACCAUCCAAAGGCCUAUGACGAACCCGGAAAAUCCAACCCUGAAUUUAGUCGAAGAAGAAGUCGAGCUAGAGAAUAGGUUGAGAACAGACUCUUCUUCGGAUACUGGAACGGUCAAUGAGAAAGAUCCGAAACGAUAUCAUAAAACCCCGGCACGUAUCGAAGAGAAGCAGAUUGAAGAAGCCAAGAAGCUUCUUCAAUCUCUCUCCCAAUCUAAAGGUGCCGUGUUUAUCAUGCGGAUGCUGCUUAGAGUAGUGGGGUUAUUCAGCGGGGUAGCGAAACCAUUAGGGAAGCCACCAUCUGCUGAUAAUGCAAAGCAAAAGCUUAACGGCCAAGCUAAUCAUCAUCAGCCCUAGGCUAGAAAUUGGGGCUUUUCCUUUUUACUGUUAUUUAGUUGAGAAGCUUUGUUUAAUGGCACGAGUUCAAUUUGAGACCA
Molecule: messenger RNA, 1667 nt
Organism: Botrytis cinerea B05.10
Lineage: Eukaryota; Fungi; Ascomycota; Leotiomycetes; Helotiales; Sclerotiniaceae
Exons: 1
Coding region: 142-1587 (481 amino acids)
Source: RefSeq, a predicted model, not a curated record